This is a messenger RNA of Spinacia oleracea (spinach), 2684 nucleotides long. RefSeq names its product pentatricopeptide repeat-containing protein At2g28050. NCBI's taxonomy places the organism in Eukaryota, Viridiplantae, Streptophyta, Magnoliopsida, Caryophyllales, Amaranthaceae. Gene Ontology annotation, molecular function: protein binding. Bases 196 to 1554 code for a protein of 452 amino acids. The record is from RefSeq and is a predicted model, not a curated record. The transcript is spliced from 2 exons.
AAAAUCUAACUCGGAUGGAAUCGGAUCGGAUCGGUUGACCGAAAUCGACAGGCCAUCUUUGAGUGUUUGCGAGUUGCGACCAGAUAAACCAGUAAGUCAAUAACCAUUCGUCCUCCAUUACUAAGAGUUUAUGAUUCUAUGAACUCGCACUUUCACAUUUCCAUCCCCAGACCAUCUGAAUCUUCGUAAACCCUAAUGACAACCCAGGAUUUCCUAAAAACCCUGAAAACAGCAAAAAGAGCAUUCCCAUCAGCCAUUUCUCAAUCCCUAAACCAUGAAUUAACCCCCAUUAAAACCCUCAUCAAUUCAUCUUUCAACACCAUUUCCUCUCCCUCAAAAACCCCAUCUUCCCAUUCCACCAUUUCAUCUUUCCUUUCUUCUCUCUCCUCCCAUCAACUCCACUCUUUUCUCUCUGACCCAUCUGUCAAAACCUAUGAUUGUUUGAGAAUCUUCAACAUUGUUCUCCACUAUCAAUCAGACCUUUCCUUUAAGCCUGAUAUUCAUGCCCAUUUCACCCUAAUUUGCAGGCUUAUCAAAUCCAGGUUGUAUUCGGAUGCUGAAGUUUUGUUGCAGAAAUUCAUUCUUGGUGCAAAUUACAGGUACCCUUUUUGUGAUUUUACAAAUUGGGUUGAGAAUUACUGUAAGGAAUCGAGAAUUAUUACUAAGUUGUUGAAUAUGUUGCUUAAACUGUAUUCUGAUCAUCAAAUGUUUGAUAUGGCUGUUACUGCGUUUGAGUAUAUGGUGGACAGAGAAAUUGAGAGGGAUGAGAAAACUUGUUCUGUUCAUUUACAUGCUUUGGUUAAGGCUAAUAAGGUUGAUUUGGGUUUUGAGUUUCUUCGUCGAAUGGUAGAUUCGGGCAUGGAGGUUUCUGUGUUCUCAUUGACAAUUGUUGUGAGUGGGUUGUGUGGGAUUGGGGAGUUGAAGAUGGGUAGAGAAUUGGUGGAAGAGAUGGUUGGGAUGGGGGUAAGACCUAAUGUUAUAACAUUCAAUACAUUAGUGGAUGCAUGUUCAAGAAGAUGGGAUUUCACAGAGUUGGAUUUGGUGUUGUGUUUGAUGGGAAGAGAAGGAGUCCCGUUUAACGACAUGACGUAUAAGCUGUUGAUUGAGGGGUAUUCGGGUUCUGGUAAGGUUGAUGAAGCAAAGAGGUUGCUUUUGGAGAUGCAGGACAAAGAUUUCGACGUGGAGACGUAUCUGUAUUAUAGCAUCAUUAGAGGGUAUUGUAGAUUGGGAAAUACAAGCAGUGGUUUUUCAUUACUUAAAACAAUGCAAGAGAAGGACAUUUCCCCUUGUGAUGGUACUUAUUGGUGUUUGAUCAGUGGCAUGUGUAAGGUUGGGGAUAUGGGUCAGGUGAAAGAAUUGGUAAAUGAGUUUCUAAAAAAGGGAGGUGAGGUGAACGAUUGUAUGCUUAAUGAGUUAGUAAAUGGAUAUCAAAAAACUGGAAUAAUGGAUGAACUUGAUGAAUUAAAGUGUUUGGUGAAAAUGAGUUCACCCAAGAAUCUUGUCAGAACUCCAUUGAUCCUGAUCCCAAAGCUUAGUCAAUACGGAGUAUAUUGAUGUUUGGUAAAAGGUCUGUCAUGCGAAGAGCUGGAAAUGAAGGGGAAACAAGGGAAAGAUGGAUGCAGAUUAUCUACUCGAAACAUGAUUAACAUUAGUGAAGGUAUUAGAGGGAUGGUCUUGCACUCUAGCUCUGAACUGAUUAUGAGAUCUCGAAAGGGAUAAUUGAUCAGACUACGAUAACAUCCAGAAAAAGUCAAUACUUGUAGCUCUUUUGAUCUUGCUGAGUUUUUGAAUGGGGUUGUCCCAGGUCAAUGUUGAACUGGGCAUUUCAGGAAGUAGGAAAGCCAGAUGACCUUUGGCUAACAACAAAGUGGGUUGUUUCUCUAAUGAAUCGACAAAUUUGUAACGAUUAGAACUUGGGCAGCAGCUUUUCCAGAGAGGUAUGCAUAGAUAGCCGCCAAUGUGUAUGAUUGAGCAUCCCAGUCAGUUCCAAUGGACCUAGAACACCAUGUAUGUCGAUCACUGCUAAUUCUAGACGCUUGAUUUAUGUUGCAGUUACUGGGGAAUCUCUGUGUGUUGUAAGUUGUAACCAAUUACGUCCCCUUGUAGUAAAUAAUGAUGCCUGACUGUAGUAAUAAAACAAUGCGCGUAGCUCAAAGUUCAUGUGGUUUAGGUCCUGUGCGCAAAGAAUACACAGAGCACUACAUACCAUUAUACAUUUAUACCAAAUAUUUGAUGCUUCUGAUGAGUUUUAUAUUCAAAUGUUUUUCUUUCUAGGUUUGCUGAUAUUCUCCAGUGGUGCUGCGAUGAGGGUAUUGUUUGUUGGCAGCAACAAUAUAGAUAAUCAAUUCCGGUGUUACAAGUACAAAACUGUUGGACUCCUUAUGUAAGGCUCAAGAAAGAACUACCUAAGUGAGACCAUUUGAGGUGAGACCAUUUGAGGGUCAAAGGGUGUUUACGCUACGCGUGCUAAAAUAAGGGUUUUGCUCAAAAGGGGUACAAGUUGUAUAACACUGAAAUGCAUUGAACUUCUGUCAGAGCUCACCGGACUUAUGAAGAACAUAUCAUCGCUAUUACCCUUUUAGUUUAGCCACCAAUAUUUUCCCUCCAAGAUAACCUCUGUUUCCGUUUAUAUCUACUAUCUGUAAUCUUGGAACUAAUGAGAUAGGAGCACCAUUAAGGUUCAA